Messenger RNA from Naumovozyma castellii, 1614 nucleotides. RefSeq lists its product as uncharacterized. NCBI's taxonomy places the organism in Eukaryota, Fungi, Ascomycota, Saccharomycetes, Saccharomycetales, Saccharomycetaceae. The record is from RefSeq and is a predicted model, not a curated record. The transcript has a single exon. The coding region runs from base 1 to 1614 and encodes 537 amino acids.
AUGAUUGGUUUUUCCUUUAAUUUUAAGCAUGUAUUGCUCAUGACUCUUCUUUCAGAAGCAGUGCAUGCACAAAUUGAUAUUACAAGAGACGUGACAUAUACCGAUUUAACAAUUGCAGACACAAUAGUUGUCCAAGCAGGGGCUGGUGUCACCUAUUUGGGAGGCGAGAGUGAUAUUACCAUGGAGCCUAGUGCAUAUAUAGUCAAUACUGGUGUCUUUUGUGCCGGUAUGAUUAGUUCAGUGGAUAUUUUGGGAGGUGAUCUUUACAACGGUGGACAAAUGUUUAUUACCAGUAACACAGAUGCGGUACCACGUGACCUCGUUUUGGAGAAGCUUAUAAACUCUGAUUACAUGAGUUUUGCCUUAUCAGCUAAUUCGUCUUUGGCAGUAAAUGGUCCCUCACAAAAUGGAGGUCUUGUCGAAAUUGAUGCAAGUAGACUUACCUUGACCGCUUCCAACUUUGUCAACGGUGGGGUUAUCACAUUAGACCCAAUCACUGUCGACAUAUCAAUGAACAUAACUGGUAAAGGUUGUAUUUAUGUUAAUGCAUCCAAACCAUCUGUUUCCGUUGAUCUUUCCAAAGGUUUUGAUCAAACUUUGUAUUUCGCCAAUGCAAGCCCACUUAUGUUAUUUUACGGCUCACAAGCUUCAACAAAUAUUCCGAUUAUAAGAGGUUUAAGUUCUUCCGCUCCAACAGUUGUUAAUGUUGGUCCAAUAACUGACGAUUCUGCCCUUUCAUCCACUGAUGUUGAAUAUGAUUCAACGGGAGGUAUACUGAAUAUUACAAACACAGCAGGAACCUACUUGCUUGAUAUUGGAACCGGAUAUGAUGCCUCUUUAAUGUUUAUGGCAUUCUGUACUUCUUCAGAUUUUGGUGCAAGGGUAUGUGUAUAUUUGAAUUCAGCUCCUACACAAGCACUACCUUCUAGUUGUGAAGUAGCGGUUGCACCUCAUCAAGACCGGGAUGCCAUUUGUCCACCUGCUCCACCUCCAUUGCCCCCAGCAACUACAUUAAUUGCACCAUACGAUUCUAGUAACGUCACCAGAGUUAUCGAAUAUUAUACCACUGUAGAUUCAGGUAGCUUACCCAUUACGACAAAGACAACAACAUAUGGUAUCCCCAGUUUUACGGAACCCAUGGAUUACAACACGACAAUGACAAACUCUGAUGUUUUGAUUGUAGAAGAUGUGAUAUAUGGAGCCACAACAGGAACAAUUUCAGGAAUGCCCGAGCUAACCACUCUUUCCUUUAUUGAUACCACUACAAAGACGUAUACAUACACACUCACACAUUCAUCCACAUUUACUAUCCCACCUCCUUACACAACGACAUUUACUAGCGAUAAUAUGACUGUUUCAGGAGUGGUUUCUUACUAUUCCACGGAUUCAGACAGUCAACCAGCUACGGGGACUACCACCUUGAUAGAUACAGUGACGUCCUACGUGACGGUUACAAUGACAGAAUACGAGGGUGGGACAAUCGACUUAACAAGUUAUCAUUAUACUACAGGUACUUGGGAAAGUACGGUCACAUUUUCCAGUGAUGUGGAGACGUACGUGAUUAGAAUGUCCUCUACGUCGUUAUUGUCUCCGCAACCUACAAGCCAGGGAUAG